AAGCCUUCUUGCCUCAUUCCCCAACCCUUCUCUCCAUCAUGUUUCAGGCGAUAUUUUCUCCUUCUUACCUCCCUUUUUUCCUCUUGUAAUUUCCCUCCCUCACCUUCUCUCUCCGGGAUAUAGAAUCGAUUAUUAUGCUGCGGAGGUUCGUGGACAACGUUCUUGCCGUCACGAAGGAUUUCCCAUGAACUUUUUGUUGUAGUAGAUGAAACGACAUGGCAAAAUAACACCCUACCUCUUCUUUCCUGGACCAAUUGGACUUGAAUUCCAGAAGUUUGUAUGUUGCAGCAUAGGCUUGAAUCAGCUGUUGUGUGUUUCGAUCAUUUACUAUGUUGAAGAUCAGUGAAGACAUUCACUUAUGAAUCUUUGAACAAUAUUACGAGGCUAAUUAAUGGAUGUUCAGCACUUGUAUUGACCAUUCUGCCAGGGAAUACUAGCAUUUUAGAAGGCCUCCAUGGCUGGGAGCUGAGACCCACUCUUCGUGGACCUCGACUUCCUCGUUGGAUGGAAAAACUAUUUACAAGUUUGGGCAAUGGAUGAUGGAUGCUGUUGAAACAAGGUGGAAAUGUAUAGUUGAAGACAAAAGGUGUAGAAGGGUGGAUGAAGAGAAUUCCAUUCUUUUAGGGUUUUAGAGGAUUUGCCCCCUUCCCUCCUAAUUAGGCAAGCUGAGCUGAUCUUUCCCAUGAGUUCACAUUGAUGGAAAGUGGGGUUUCUUCUUUCAACAAAUUCAUCCAUGAACUUUCUGUGGAUGCUGAAACCUCCUCAACAGUAGAUUCUAUAUCUGGGGAAGAAGAUAAUGACGACAGCAUGUUUCCUGCCUCUCCUAUGUCUCAGUCUUCACGCCUAUCCCAUACAAGCAGUUUCAGCAGAUAUGAUCGACGUUUACUACGUGUUAUCAAGUGCUUGCUUUCCUGGAUUUUGUGGCCUGCAACAUUUCUUCUUAAGGUACCACUUAUCAUAUGUGAAUCAGCUGGUUUAUGGAGAGUUGAAACAUUCCCUAAAAAUAGCCCAAAAGGCCACCAGUCAUCAGGUCCUCAUCAUACCAAGAAGUCGAUUCAACUUAAGGACCAUGUUGUUCAGCAUGCCACUGACCGGAGACGUGGAGUUGUUGAGGAUCUCCAGCUAGCUAUUGAGAUAUUUAUUGAGUCAGUUUUUGACAUUUUUCACAAGGCAGCACAUUUUAUUCUUUCACCUUCUGAAGUGCGCCACAGAUUAUUUGGAUGGUUUUCAUCUCAUGAAAGUAGUGGGAGGGAUAAUUAUGAUAGUGACACAGAUGUAGCUGUUCAAACUGCUACUCUUAGUGAUGCUGAUCCAGCUCCAACUGAAAGGCAGACUACAUUUCAUCAGUCUCUGAAUACGGAUGCUCGAACUUGUCAGGAUGUCAUAUCAGAACUUGGGUAUCCUUAUGAGGCUAUCCGGGUGGUUACUUCUGAUGGAUAUGUGCUACUUCUGGAGAGAAUUCCAAGGCGUGAUUCAAGGAAGGUUGUCUAUCUGCAGCAUGGAGUAUUAGAUACAUCUAUGGGUUGGGUGUCUAAUGGUGUUGUUGGUUCUCCUGCAUUUGCGGCUUUUGAUCAAGGUUAUGACGUAUUUCUAGGGAACUUACGUGGUUUGGUUUCAAGGGAACAUGUGGACAAGAAUAUUUCUUCACGCAAGUAUUGGAGAUAUUCCAUCAACGAGCAUGGGACGCAAGAUGUACCUGCAAUGAUAGAAAAGAUACAUGAAAUAAAAAUGUCUGAGUUAAACAUAAUCAGCAAAUCUGAUUCAGAAGAUGAAGUCCAUGAUCAGCCGUAUAAACUUUGUGCAGUAUGCCACAGCUUGGGAGGAGCGGUGAUGCUGAUGUAUGUCAUAACACGUAGGAUUGAAGCAAAGCCUCAUAGGCUGUCAAGGUUGAUCUUGUUAUCUCCUGCAGGCUUCCAUGAGGACUCUACAGUAGCAUUUACCUUGAUAGAGAAACUCCUCCUUGUUCUUGGUCCAGUGCUUGCUCCGAUUGUGCCCGCACUGUAUAUACCUACCAGAUUCUUUCGGAUGCUUCUAAACAAGUUGGCCAGAGACUUCCACAACUACCCUGCCUUAGGAGGUCUUGUUCAGACUCUCAUGGGCUAUGUUGUAGGGGGCGACAGCUCAAAUUGGAUAGGGGUGAUCGGGUUGCCUCAUUAUAACAUGUAUGACAUGCCUGGGGUGUCGCUUCAUGUUGCCCUUCACCUUGCACAGAUGAAGCACGCAAGAAAGUUUAUAAUGUAUGAUUAUGGAAGUGCAGCUGCCAACGUGGAAGCAUAUGGGACACCAGAGCCGUUGGACUUGGGGGAGCAUUACAACCUUAUCGACAUGCCUGUUGAUCUCGUAGCAGGGCGGAAAGACAAAGUUAUUCGGCCUUCUAUGGUGAGGAAGCACUACAGGAUGAUGAGAAGGGCAGGUGUGGAGGUCUCAUACAAUGAGUUUGAAUAUGCUCAUUUGGACUUCACAUUUUCACACAGGGAGGAGCUUUUGGCUUAUGUCAUGUCCCGUCUACAUCUGGUUCUGCCUCCACAAAAGCAACAGGGCAAUCAGACGACAGUCAGAAUCAGAAAACUAAACAAGACCAGGUUAAACAACAGUGGGGAUGAUGCAUAGUGUAUACAAAGAGAUGAAAUUAAGCCUUCAGCCGAAGGAUGUUCUAUCAUUGUCUUUGUUGUUUGAAUAACUUUUAUAGCUUCACUAUCAGUACAGUUUGAAGCUCAAAGUGUAUUGUCAUAGUGGCGAUGUGAGAGUGUAGGCAGGGGAUUAUUUUUGCACCCCUUGUUGACCAUACACAGAGUGGUGAAGGAAAGCUGACAAGUCAUUGUACUAUUUAUCUUAGUAGCUAUCUACAUCUACAUUGGAAACUAAUACCUCUAUCCAGUAUGCACGGUUGCUGGUGGAUUGAUGUCCUGAGUAA
Molecule: messenger RNA, 2914 nt
Organism: Elaeis guineensis (African oil palm)
Lineage: Eukaryota; Viridiplantae; Streptophyta; Magnoliopsida; Arecales; Arecaceae
Source: RefSeq, a predicted model, not a curated record